AUGACCGGGGUGUCAGAAGCCAACGAAGUAGAACAGGCAGAGAAGAACAUAGUAAUAAACAAUUUACAAGAGGUAUUUGAUGAAGAUUUCGAAAAUAAUAGAAACAUCACAGAGAUAGAGGAAACAGAACAAAAUAUAUUUGAAACCACACCUCCAUCUAAAGAAUCAAAGCAAAAUGAAAUAUCCAAAGAGAUAGAAAAUUCAAAGCCAUUACAAGUGGGUUUACUGGAAAACAACAGUUUUGAGGAUGUUGCAAGUACUAGUAAAAAUAUAUUGAAAACAAGAAAUAAUGAAACAUGUUGCUCAUAUACAACAAAUGCUCAAAUGCCAAGUCCAUUCAAGGGAGUUUUUAUUUUGCCUGAAAAUACAGUAAAAACUGUUAAAAAGCGAGCUUUUAGAGAGCCCAUACCUUCACGAGAGAAAAUAGAACGAGAAAAACGUGAGAAAAAAAUUAAAAGAGAGCAAACCAAGCUGUUAAAGUUACAAGAAAAAGAAGAGAAAAAACGAAAAAUUGAAGAAACAAAGCUUAUCAAAAGACUCCAAAGAAAAGAGGCACAAAUUAAAAAACGCAGAAAAUUGAGUACAACUUCUGAUGAAUCUUCUGACUCUUCCGUUGACAUGUUAAUCGAAUCUGAGGCUGAGGGAGAUAACUGGGAUCAACCUUUAUCAAAAGAUAGUGACAGAGUUGAAGAAACUACAGUAGCUAAAAAUGUUUUGAAAGAAGAAAACUUUGUUAUAAUAUUAUACGAUGGAAAAUAUUAUCCCGGUCAGAUAAAACAGAUUGAUCCAAAAAAUCAAUCUUAUUUAGUAACCACGAUGGAACAGAGCGGUUUGAACUUUAGAUGGCCAGAAAAUGAAGAUGUUUUAUGGUAUUCACGGGAGGACGUCAUUAGAAAAAUUGAAAAACCAAGACCUGUAAAUUCAAGAGAUAACGUUUCUAGACGCGAAUGGGAAUUGUCUAAUAAAACUGCAAAUUUACCUUCGUUAGUAGAUUGCAUUGAUUUUUUAAAGAAUCGUUGUAGAUUAUUGGAAUCUUUAGAGGUUAACAACGAACCGUACAACAGAACUUCUUCUAGCAAAACCGGUUACACACACAUUAAAAAUUCUAAAUCAUUUUUAGUAUCUUCUAAUAAAAACUGUUCUCUGUGGAAAAAUGAGCACUUAAUUUAUGCUUGUCCAGACUUUCUCAAACUAGAAGCAUCAUCUAGACUUAGUGAAACCAAACGUUUAAAACUAUGUAUUAACUGUCUCCGUUCAGGGCAUCUAACCAAGGACUGUCGAUUCUCCGGUUGCAGAAAAUGUCAUAAGGUGCACAAUACCCUUCUUCGUUUUCAAAACACAAAAAAGGCAAACACCAAUAAUAUAUCCACAAAUGAUAUUACACAGCCAAUUAACCAAAGUGAUUCUGAGAUCUUACGAUCCCACACAGUGCAAACUAUAGCAAAUGAAGUUGCUCUUACAACAAAGAGCGCAUUUACAAAACCCAUGGUUUUGAAGUCAACAGCAAUGGUGAAAAUCUCAGAUAAAUAUGGAAAUUUACAUGAUUAUAAAGUAUUAUUAGAUUCAUGA
This is a messenger RNA of Psylliodes chrysocephalus, 1569 nucleotides long. The record is from the annotation of a GenBank genome assembly. Lineage: Eukaryota; Metazoa; Arthropoda; Insecta; Coleoptera; Chrysomelidae.